Messenger RNA from Blepharisma stoltei, 2050 nucleotides. Lineage: Eukaryota; Ciliophora; Heterotrichea; Heterotrichida; Blepharismidae. The record is from the annotation of a GenBank genome assembly.
AUGAAGAGGUUUGAAGUAUCUAGCGGGACUAAAAGGAGAAGGCAGGAAGAGCUGCUUUCAGAGCUUGAUCAAGAAAAAGCUGAAAACAGACAACUGAGAAAAAGACUGAAAGAAGCAGAAUAUGAAAUUGCAGAACUAAACCGUAAAAUCAGUUUGGAUACACUUGCAGAGAACGGUAAAGAAGGUGACCAGCCUACUUUGGAAGUGUACAGAAGCAUAAAAAGUCUUAAACGCAACCUAAAAUCAUCAAUUGAAAACUGUGAGACUAAAGAUAGAAAGAUACAAGAAUUGAUAAGUGAAAUUUCAAGACUUAAUGAUGAGCUUGAUAUAUCAAUUUCACAGCUGAAUGACUACAAAAAUAAAGAAAGCAGGUAUAAUGCUUUUAAAGAAAAAAUUGAUAGAUUAGGUGCGACCGAAAUAAAAAAUAAAGAAUUAGAAGAGCAAUAUGAACAGUCUGUCCAAGACAAAACUUUAUUACUAAUAGAAUUACAAAAACUCAGAUUAAAUGAGAAAAAUAGCGAAAAACUAGAAAAAGAAAUUGAAGAUAUGACUGAAAGGUAUGUCCAAGCUUUAGCGCAGAUUUCUGAAAAGCAAAAAAGCAACGAGAUAUUAAAGAAUAUGCUAGAAGAUAAAACGAGAGAGCUAGAAAAAAUGAGAGUUCUUGAAGGAGAAGUCGCAAUGCUUACUCCUUCAUCUUUAAUUAAAACCGAUCACUGCUAUUCAAUAAUGAAUGGAGAAAAAAAAUUGCGGGAAAAUUAUAUUAAUUGAUUCCUAAUUUUUUCAAAUAAAAUAUUUUAUGGCUAAGAUUCAAUAUUUUUAAAAGAUAGAUAGUCAGAUUCGGGGUAAUAUAUGAAAAUCUUUCGAUCAAUGAUUGGAUAUAUUUUCCAAUUUUUAGGAAAUUUCGGUUAAUCAAGUUAAGGGAGUUAGAAAUAAAUAUGAAACACCAUUUUCUAGUCAAAGAACAAGCUUGGGUACUGAUGCCCCACCUUUGUGAAUCGAAGAAUACGAGCUUAAAUUAAAAGAGCUACAAAAUCAGAAUCAGCAAUUAAAAAAUACAUUAUGAAAUAAUAUUGAAGUCUGCACUCUAGAUAGUUUGAUGGCUCAGAUAGAAACACUUACAAGCAUAAAAGAAGAUUCGUUCUUGAAAUAUGCCCGAUUGCAAUGCUCCUAUCAUGAGCUUGAAUACAGGUCAGAAGCAAUUGACUAGAUUAAAUUAGAUUAAGAUUUGGAUAGGUAUUGAGGGAUUAUUUAAGCCCUUGCCCCCGUCGAGAGCUAGCUUCACGUUUGUGGUUGCUAGACAGUAACUUUGCCUAGCGCCAUUUUUCAAUCUUAGCCGCCAAAUGAUGAUGUAGGAUGCAUAACAGAGCACUUACUCGGUAAGUCUUUAGUCCUUAUCUUGCGCUCAGGUUACUCUGUAACUGGGGUGGGAUUACAAAUGAUUAGCUGAGGCUUCUUUUCUCUAUGCUUCUAAAUAAAGUCUUAGCGCAACCUUUCGCAUGAAGAAGUGCUAUGCAAGGCACUGCAUCUUUCGGUUGGGUGUGAUCGCAUAAAAAAGGUAUUUCUCCACUGGGGCACACCAAAAAUCGACUUUGGAUACCAAGGUGCAAUGGGUAUCUUGCAGAAUGUGUUCAGUCAAUCAACAGGACACCACAUGCCUCUAUUGGUACGCUAUUUAAUUAAGUAUGAAGCAAUUGAAGAGUCUUUAAAAGAGCAAAUACAUAAUCUUACCAGGAAUUACACAUUAUUGGAGGCCAAGCUUGAGUAUCAAAAAGUACUGAAUCAAGAAUUGGAUUCACGGCUUAAUAACUGUAAAUCUUGCCAAGAGUUGAGGGAAGAGCUUAAAAUCGUGGAGGACAGAUGCAAUAAAUUAAACAGUAGACUUGAAACCAGGACUGAUAUUAUUGAGCAGGAGCAAAAAAGGCUUAAAGAUCUCAGACUUUUGUAUGAAAACGGUGUAAAAGAAUUAGACGAGUUGAAACAAGAGCACUAUAGGCUUAAAGAAAAGUUUGAAAGAGAUAUAGAAUUAAGUGAAAAUGGCAAUUCUAAAUAG